This is a messenger RNA of Rhincodon typus (whale shark), 2355 nucleotides long. RefSeq names its product proteinase-activated receptor 2-like. Gene Ontology annotation, molecular function: thrombin-activated receptor activity. Bases 6 to 1037 code for a protein of 343 amino acids. Lineage: Eukaryota; Metazoa; Chordata; Chondrichthyes; Orectolobiformes; Rhincodontidae. The record is from RefSeq and is a predicted model, not a curated record. Gene Ontology annotation, biological process: thrombin-activated receptor signaling pathway; positive regulation of Rho protein signal transduction; phospholipase C-activating G protein-coupled receptor signaling pathway. Gene Ontology annotation, cellular component: membrane. The transcript has a single exon.
AAUGCAUGAGGAAGAAAGAUGUGAAAGGCAGCCGAAGAUUCCCCAUUGUGCAGAUGAAUAACAAAACUAUCAACACCUUCAAUGAUUCGGCCCAAAUGCAUGUGAAAAGUACAGUCACCACAGUGCUGCUGCCCUGCCUUUAUCUCCUGGUGUUCACCAUUGGCCUUCCAGCCAAUGCCCUGGCUCUCUGGGUCCUGCUCACUCGAAUGAAGAAGCUGCCCUCCACCAUCUUCCUGAUGAACCUGGCCUUCGCUGACCUUCUGUUAAUGCUUGCCCUCCCUUUCAGAGUUUCCUAUUAUCUAUUGGGGAAUGACUGGCCCUUUGGAGAGCUGCUGUGUAGGGCCUGCACUGCACUGUUCUAUGGCAAUGUCUAUUGUUCCAUCCUGUUCCUAACUUGCACCAGCAUUGAUCGGUACCUGGCUGUUGUGCACCCCUUUCUCUCAAAGGCAGUCCGAAAGACAAGCUCUGCAAACUAUGUUAGUGCCACAGUCUGGGUGCUGGUCAUUCUCUUACUGCUGCCAUAUUACAUCAACCAGCAGGCUUACUUCAUCCAGUCUCUCAAUAUCACCACAUGCAAUGAUGCACUCCUCAGGGAGGAUCUGGUUGGUUACUACUUCAAUUACACAGUUUGUCAGGUAGUUUUUGGUUUUGUGAUUCCCUGUUUAAUAACUGUCUUUUGCUACGUGUCUGUCAUUGCCACAUUGGCUUUAAAUGGCAAGCAAUACGCCUAUGCGAUAAAGGUCACAUUGUUAGUGCUCCUAGUGUUCCUGCUGUGCCUUACUCCAUUUCACAUGGCCCUGAUAGUCCAGUCCCACACACUCAGCAGUGACACUUACAUGUAUGUCAUGCUCUGCCAAGUGCUCAGCACCUUUAAUAACUGCAUUGAUCCAUUCAUUUAUUACUACAUCUCAGGAGAGUUCAGGGACAAACUGAGAACUACAAUCUCUACCCUGAAAAAUGAAACAAGUUCUGGCAGAUCAGGUCAGAGUCUCAUUCAGAGCAGUAGUGCAUCACAGCCAAGUCAUCAGCCAGUGUAGUUAUCUUCUCAGCUCAAUAAGAAACUUUUGGGGAAUUUCACAGUCAGACCAGUGUGUAGGACUUAUCCAGUGCUUUCUAACAUAACCCAUAAGAAUUACUGUGGGAACCUACAGGUUUGUCAUUCUAAACCCUUCUAUUCUUUUGAAACUUCAAUUGAAUUAUCUCAAAUGCUUCUGCACUUUAAGUGCAUCAUCUGCCAGAGUAAUAGAUUGCUGAAACCUUACAGUAGAUGGGACAGCCCUGUUGGAAGUUAUGAAACAACCUUUUUGACCCUUCCAUUUCAGACACUAUGCCCCAGAUCACAAAGUCAUUGUCACAUUGACACAAGGGAAAGGCCCUUCAGACUCCACACUUUUCAAAAGCAACCACCUCUUGUAAUCUCAUUCCCCAGCAUUUGGCCCAUAGCCUCAUGUCUUGACAUCCAAAGUGCACAUCUAAAUAUUACUUAAAUGUAGAGAGUUUCUGCCUCUACCACCCUCUGGAUAGAAGAGUUACCCCCCUCAUCUCAAAAACCUUCUGCCCCUUACCUUAAGGCUGUACCCCCUGGUCACUGAUCCCUGCACCAAAGGAAGUCUGUACAUGUCCACCCUGUUUGUGUUUGAAUUUUGUAAAUCAUGUACUACCAAUUUAACAUUGGGUUUACUUUUUCUUUGAUGCCACUCUGCCUCACCAUUAGAGUCAAGAUUUCAAUAAAGAAAAGCAGCUUCUACUGGUGGGAGUCAGCCAAAAGGGAAAGUGUCAAAAUCCAAGCCAAACAGCCAAUUCCCCCAAAAAGCUGUGGAAUGGGGGUAUGCAACUGAAACUUGAAGGAGUUGCUGGUUUGGGGACCUAGUCCAGACUUAGCCAGCAGAAACUGUUGAGGCAGCUGCAUAUUCUGCUACCAGACUAAUGACUGACCAGCCAAUUUUUAACCACAGAAGGUACAAACAAUAUGCUGAUCACAAGUCAAACUUUGGAAACAUUGCCAGGUGAGGGUUUUAUUGCCUUUAAUGGGUGCAAAGUCUGGCUUUGAAGCAAGGAGAGAUCCUGUGCAGACUGUUGCCAAGCAAUCCAGCCUGGACAUGUUUGUUUCACAAACCCAGGGAAAUGAGAAAAAUGUAACACUGCAAUUCACUUGGUUAAGAUAUUGGGAACCUGAUACAGUUUUUACAUCUCCUUUCUGAAGAAAGGUUUCAAAUCAAAACUGAAGCUCUUUAGAUUAAGCAUCAGUUUUGCAUUGGGAUUAAGGGGAAAAGUCUUCAAUCCAAUUUGUUUAGAUGUCAACCCAGUUUGGUCACAUUUGCCUGUUUUGUAUUAUAAUAAAACAAAUUGUUAAAA